Akanthomyces muscarius is the source of this 1332-nucleotide messenger RNA. RefSeq lists its product as uncharacterized. The transcript has 9 exons. The coding region runs from base 1 to 1332 and encodes 443 amino acids. The record is from RefSeq and is a predicted model, not a curated record. Lineage: Eukaryota; Fungi; Ascomycota; Sordariomycetes; Hypocreales; Cordycipitaceae. Gene Ontology annotation, molecular function: nucleotide binding.
AUGGCUUCCGCCCCGCAAAGCAACGGCCACACGGCCAAGCCUGUCACGAUUGUGGUCGUUGGCGCUGGUAGCCGUGGCACUACUUAUGCUGGUUACGCUCUCGAAAAUCCAGAGCUCGCCAAGGUUGUCGCUGUAGCCGAGCCGAGCAGACACAGACGUGGUGUCUUUUCGCGCAAACACAGCAUCAAAGAAGACUUGCAGUUUUCAAAUUGGAAGGACCUCAAAGCCAAAGGCAAAAUCGCUGAUGCAAUCGUCAUCGCUGUCCAGGACCACCAACAUGUCGAAGCUGUCGAAGAUUUUGCGGAGCUAGGGUACCAUAUUCUGUGCGAAAAGCCCAUGGCUACCUCGGUUGCCGACUGCGUUAAGAUUCGUAACCUAGCAAACGCCACAUCGCCGAAAGUCUUUGGCAUGGGCCAUGUUCUUCGCUAUUCGCCAUACAAUCGCGCUGUCAAGGACAUUAUCGACUCCGGUGCCCUCGGCGAAAUCAUCAACAUCCAGCAUAUCGAGCCCGUCGGCAACCAGCACUUUGCGCACUCGUACGUGCGCGGAAACUGGCACAAAGAGGCCGAUUCCUCGUUUGCGCUCUUGACGAAAUCUUGCCACGACAUUGACAUUGUCAAUUUUUACCUUUCAGGACUCAAGCCCACCAAAGUGCAUUCAUUUGGCUCUCUGCGCCACUUUAAAAAGUCGCAAAAACCAGCCGAAGCCGGAUCUGCCAAGCGCUGUCUCGAAUGUCCCCACGAACAGGACUGUGUGUGGAGUGCCAAGAAGAUCUAUAUUGAUACCCUGAAAGGAGAUGUUGAGAAGUGGGCUAGGCAUUUUGUCGAUUCCGAAGUUCUCGACAUCGAAAACGUGACCGAGGCGCUGAACAGAACAAUCUACGGCACCUGCGUUUACGAAGGGGACAAUGAUGUCGUGGACCACCAAAUUGUUAAUAUCCAGUACGAAGGCGGCAUCACGGCCAGUGUCACCAUGUCUGCAUUCACCGAGUCUGUUUGCCAACGUGGCACGCGCAUUCAGGGCACCAAGGGCGAGCUCAUUGGCGACAUGACUACUUUUGAUGUCUUUGACUUCCUUUCGCGGACAAGCAAGCACCACACACCCAAGCUGGAUGGCGGCUACCAUGGUGGUGGCGACACAGGUCUCGCUCGUGCCUUUGUCAGCGCCGUCGCGGAAGGCAGUCAGAGUGUUCUCCACGUCACUGUUGACGAUAUUUUGGAUUCUCAUUUGCUUGUAUUUGCGGCCGAGAAGGCGCGCACGGAGAGCUGUGUGGUGGACUUUGCUCAGUUUAAGCAGGCUAGCAUCGGCGUCAAGGACACAGACGCAAGCUAG